Messenger RNA from Neoarthrinium moseri, 1227 nucleotides. RefSeq lists its product as uncharacterized. Lineage: Eukaryota; Fungi; Ascomycota; Sordariomycetes; Amphisphaeriales; Apiosporaceae. The transcript has a single exon. The record is from RefSeq and is a predicted model, not a curated record. Bases 1 to 1227 code for a protein of 408 amino acids. Gene Ontology annotation, molecular function: hydrolase activity.
AUGCAGUUGCCAGGCAUCGACCGCGAGAAAUGUUUGGCAUUCUUAUCAAGCCUUGUCCAAAUAAAGAGCUAUUCACAGACCGAUGGGGAAUUGGUGGUGACUAAUUACAUUGCUCAGCGUAUGAGAGAGAUUGGACUCGAAACAGAGAUUGUACCAUUCGACAAUGGGAAACGGCAGAAUGCAGUGGGAAUCUGGAGAGGCAAAGGAGAUCAGUGGAAGCGCCACCCUUCAUCACGCCAAGCGAAAUCUCUCCUUUUCAAUGGUCAUUUGGACACCAAUCCCGUUAGUGGAGGAUGGACGAUAGAUCCAUGGGAAGGGAAAAUCGACGAUGACUUCAUCUACGGCAUUGGCGUUAGCAACAUGAAAUCAGGGUGUGCCGCCUACUUCUGUGCUGUUGAAGCCUUGAAAGCUAGCGGCUGGAGACCCAGAGCUGAUGUUACUUUGACAUACGUGGUGGGCGAGCUACAAGGGGGAGUUGGCACGAUGGCCUUGAUAGAGCGAGGCAAAGCUAAGGCAGACUACUUCAUCAACUGCGAGCCUUCCGAUAUCAGGGCCAUCACGAUGCAUGCCGAGGCAUUGACUUUCGAAAUUACCUUGAGAGGAAUCACUAGACAUAUGUCAGCAAGGGAAGAGGCAGCAGAUGCAAUCAUGGCAGCCUGCCGGCUGAUUCCGAGGUUGAACGGUAUGGUGUUCAGUGGGGCAAAGAGCAACGAUCACCUGAAAUGCAAUCGUUGCCAGGUCGGCGUCGUCCAUGGUGCAUUGGGCGACGAGCUGGCCGAAUGGCGUCCACCUCAGGUGGCAGAUGUGUGCAAAAUUGCUGGCAGCGCAAGGUAUGCCCCGGGUCAGACACAGAAGAGUGUUAUGAGGGAUCUAGCUGCAGUUAUCGACGAGAUUGUCCUCGGCUUCCCAGGCAUGAAGUACGAACUCAAGCAGAGGAGCGAGCCUACAAUGCCCUCGUUUGAGGUAUCUCCAGCAUCUCCACUGGUCAAGUCUCUGAAUGAGGCCUACCAGGGCGUAAGGGGAGAGCCACAGCCAACUGGCGUCAUCGCACCGACAUGCUUCUACGGCUCUGACGCUGGCCACCUAUACAAAAGCCUAGGUAUGGAAGGUAUUGUUUGUGGUCCAGGUGGGAAGUAUAAUACUAGACCCGAUGAAAAGGUAGAUAUUCCAGAUUAUCUGGACUGUAUCAGGAUGUUUAUGAGGGUGAUUGUAGAUAUCUGCGGCUAG